UCUGCUCCGGUGCUCCAGAGCAGCGCAGCUCUCUCCUGCUGCUGCGAAGAGACGGGACUCCCUGGCACGGCUGCUGUUGUUACAUGUGGGAUUUACCCUGAUCUCAUCCUCGCCCCAACAUGAGACUUCUUCUUGUUGUUGCGGUGGCGGCUCUGUUGACAGAAAAUCUAGCGCUUCCAGUGGGGAAAGAAGGUCAGAGAGAAGAAGUGGUAACACGAUGCCUGGUUGAGGUCCUGUCCAAAGCUCUCUCCACACCGGACUCUCAGCUGGAUCAGGAAUGCAGGGACAUUCUCCAAGCAGGGGUUAAACAAGUCCCGCUGGACAAGAAGAGCGGGGACGGGAUAGUAACUCAUGAGGAGGUGGUCCAAGUUCAGCCCAAGGAUACAGAGACAAAGACAGCCGAUGUGAAAGACAUCGAGGCACUCCUGAAAUCCGUGGAGGAGAAGAGGGAAAACCCAGAGGACGAGCGCAGCCAAGAGUCCUGGAGUCUGGGUGACGAGAAGGAAAAGAGAGAUGAGAACGCAGAAGAAGAGCGGGAGAAAAGGAGCAAAUGGAGGCCUGGGAGAUACCACCAAAAGAAAGCCAAACGAGAUGAGGAGUCUUUAGGAGACGAGAGGGACGAGCCAGAGGAGGAACGUAGCCAAGAGUCCUGGGAUGUAGACAAAAGGCAUGCGAACGAGGUGGAGGACCAGAGAAAUAAGCGCAUAUGGAAACCCACACACCGCUACCACCACAAGAAAAAACUUCACAAACGUGGCGAUGAGCCAUCAGAAGAAGAGGGAGACGAACAGCGCAGCCAGGAGUAUUGGGGUCUUGACAAUGAGAGAGACAAGAGGAACUGGAGGCCUGGCAGGUACCACCAGAGGAGAACCAAACGUGAUGAAGAGCUCUCAGAAGAAGCCAGGGAAGAACCAGAUGAAGAACGCAGCCAGGAGAACUGGGACUUUGACACAGGAAGAGAAAAGAGGAACUGGAGGCCUGGCAGGUACCACCAGAGGAGAACCAAACGUGAUGAAGAGCUCUCAGAAGAAGCCAGGGAAGAACCAGAUGAAGAGCGCAGCCAGGAGAACUGGGACUUUGACGCUGGAAGAGAGAAGAGGAAAUGGAGGCCUGGCAGGUACCAACAGAAGAGAAGCAAACGUGAUGAAGAGCUCUCAGAAGAAGCCAGGGAAGAACCAGAUGAAGAACGCAGCCAGGAGAACUGGGACUUUGACACAGGAAGAGAAAAGAGGAACUGGAGGCCUGGCAGGUACCACCAGAGGAGAACCAAACGUGAUGAAGAGCUUUCAGAGGAAGCUAGGGAAGAACCAGAUGAAGAGCGCAGCCAGGAGAACUGGGACUUUGACUCUGGAAGAGAGAAGAGGAAAUGGAGGCCUGGCAGGUACCAGCAGAAGAGAAGCAAACGUGAUGAAGAGCUCUCAGAAGGACCCAGGGAAGAACCAGAUGAAGAACGCAGCCAGGAGAACUGGGACUUUGACUCUGGAAGAGAGAAGAGGAAAUGGAGGCCUGGCAGGUACCAGCAGAAGAGAAGCAAACGUGAUGAAGAGCUCUCAGAAGAAGCCAGGGAAGAACCAGAUGAAGAACGCAGCCAGGAGAACUGGGACUUUGACUCUGGAAGAGAGAAGAGGAAAUGGAGGCCUGGCAGGUACCAACAGAAGAGAAGCAAACGUGAUGAAGAGCUCUCAGAAGAAGCCAGGGAAGAACCAGAUGAAGAGCGCAGCCAGGAGAACUGGGACUUUGACUCUGGAAGAGAGAAGAGGAACUGGAGGCCUGGCAGGUACCACCAGAGGAGAACCAAACGUGAUGAAGAACUCUCAGAGGACAGACGAGACGAGGCGGACGGAGAACGCAGCCAGGAGUACUGGGGGUUUGACAAAAGACACGGAAAAGAAGAGGGAGAGGUGGAAAAGCGCAUAUGGAAGCCGACACACCGGUACCACCACAAAAAGAAACUUCACAAACGUGGUGGAGACUCAUCAGAGGACGAGGAGGAACAGAGGGGUGUUUCAGAGGAAUCAGAGGAGGCUGCAAAGGACAGGGACGAAGCCCUGAGGUAUCUGGCAGAGAAGCGUAAUCCCUGGAUUUACAGAGGGUUCUACCAUCCCGCCUGGUUUAAAAGGGAUUCAGAUCAACACGCAGCAACUAAGAUGGACGACCUGGCCAAGUUGCUGAGCUACAAGAUAAACCAGCUGUCCGACCAUUCUAAUCAGGAGGUUGCAAAGAGAAGCACGCACCAGAGAGCCCUCACUCCGCAGGAGGAUAAAGAUCUGGGAAACCUAGCAGCCAUGGACGUGGAGUUCCAGAAAAUCGCCACCAAGCUGCAUGAGAACAGUGCUUAAGCCAGGACGGACAGCAUAUGAAGACGCCAUCUGAGGAUUGCAGCUGCCGUCCUACCGCAUGUCUGCCAAUUCAGUGUGCUUACUGUGUACCAACAUAAACAAAACCUGGAGCCUUGCCAAAAAAUACCAACUUGUUUAUCAUUGUAUUUGUGAUAUUUUGAUGUUCUCAAUUUAAUCCGCAUGGGAAUGGUUUUGAUGUUUAUACAUGUAAAGAGAAAAUGUGAAAAUAAUACAUAAUAUAUAUCUGGAACAGAUUAUUGGAAUAAUUGUGUUCUGAAGAGUUUGCUCAGUCUGUGCUCAAUAAAAGGGAGUUAUUCUGGGACCAAA
Messenger RNA from Hippoglossus stenolepis (Pacific halibut), 2666 nucleotides. It is a transcript of the gene chgb, whose product is annotated as chromogranin B. Gene Ontology annotation, cellular component: secretory granule. The record is from RefSeq and is a predicted model, not a curated record. The transcript has 7 exons. Bases 120 to 2339 code for a protein of 739 amino acids. NCBI's taxonomy places the organism in Eukaryota, Metazoa, Chordata, Actinopteri, Pleuronectiformes, Pleuronectidae.